Molecule: messenger RNA, 1230 nt
Organism: Exophiala oligosperma
Lineage: Eukaryota; Fungi; Ascomycota; Eurotiomycetes; Chaetothyriales; Herpotrichiellaceae
Exons: 4
Coding region: 88-1023 (311 amino acids)
Biological process (GO): cytosolic ribosome assembly
Cellular component (GO): mitochondrial matrix
Source: RefSeq, a predicted model, not a curated record
CAGGCAUUCCAUUGAUCGAAACCACCUGCGCACCUUCUUUCUUUCUUCAUCCGCGUCUUGAGAGCAUCGUAUUCUCAUUUACACAACAUGAACUCCCUACGACUAGUCAGCCGGGCCCUGCCCAAGGCUUCCCUACGCCAAUCCAUCGUUCGCUACUCCUCCUCAGUCCCGAGAUUCGCAGCCCGUCGACCAGUAUGGCAAACGGCAACGAAGGCAUCAUACCCUGCGUUUUCCACUUCUGCUUUCCGUCGAGAAGCUGCUGGUGAUUUCGACGUGGAACUCUCCGAGAAGUUGAAUUCCGAACAACAGCUUGAGCUGGAAAACAGUGGUGAAGGCGCACUCAGCGAGAUCAACGAUUUCCUCAAAGGUCACGAUUACUGGAAAGUGCAAGACAAGCCCGGUACUCAUGAAGUAUUCUUCACACGAGAAUUUGGCAAUGAAAAGAUCAAAAUCGCUUUGACCGUUGCCGAUAUCGACAACAUCGCCGAUGAAGACGAAUAUGGCGGUAUGGACGAAGAUGGUGCUCUUGAUGACGAAGUCGACUUUGCGUCGAACAAGGCCACCAUCAACCAAUCUGGCGCAAGAGGAGGCAAAGUCGAUGUUAUGCCUGAGGACAGCAUUGCUCCUGCAGACAGAGAUGCAGAGGGUACCGGACUUCCGGAUGAGACCCCGGCAUACCCCAUCAACUUGACAAUUACCAUCACCAAGCCCAGCAAGCGGGCAAUCGAGAUUCGUGCUGUUGCGCAGGAAGGUACUAUUGAGCUCGACUCGAUCAGCAUGUUCCCAAAAGAGUCACUGCUUGAGGCGCAAACACCCAAGGACGCUCAAGAGGCCCGCAGUCUGUAUGCUGGUCCCACCGUUGGCAACCUUGACCCCGAUCUCCAAGCAAUGCUUGAGAAGUAUCUUGAAGAGAGAGGUAUCGACGUGGAUUUUGCCAACUUCUUGCCCAAGUACAUCGACUACAAGGAGCAACGAGAAUAUGUACAAUGGCUCGAUGACAUGAAGACGUUCGUAGAGGAGUAAUUGUAUUGUCGUUUGGUUGUCGGACUGCCGAAAUUCCAUCUUGUUCUAUCUAGACCCUCCACUUUCAGCACGAAAUUGAUAUCGAAAAGUGUACAUUAUAUAAUGAGGCUCCUUCAGCCUAUGCAAUGGAGCAAUCAGAUACCCGGAAAUGCACUGUACAAACUUGGUUUCACUUGCAUAGAGGAAUUACGAUGCUUUUCCACAGAC